Messenger RNA from Diuraphis noxia (Russian wheat aphid), 4875 nucleotides. Its product is annotated as ankyrin repeat and sterile alpha motif domain-containing protein 1B. NCBI's taxonomy places the organism in Eukaryota, Metazoa, Arthropoda, Insecta, Hemiptera, Aphididae. Gene Ontology annotation, molecular function: protein binding. Gene Ontology annotation, cellular component: cytosol. The record is from RefSeq and is a predicted model, not a curated record.
GUAGUAUCAUCAUACAAUAAUAUUGAUACUGCGAUAGUGGCCGCCGAACUCCCACUAGAAUUAAUAACAAAACGUUGGUGUCGGCGGACGGCCGUCUGUGUUUUCUGCACGGUUUAUCGCAUCCGUCUUUACUCUUCGAUUAUUGUCCACAAAUAAUUAUCACCAAUGACCAAAGUCCUGUUAACGCUUUAUCACAAUAUCGUCGAGUUGCCCAAGUUUUCGUACACUUCUGUUAUCGAUUCCGCGACGGCGGCGGCGGUUCGAGCAAUWGUAGUUGUAGCAGCAGCUGACCGACUGGGAGUGACACACCGCGCGCGCCCACCCCACCUGGUGUCGUACGCUCCUUGCGAUCGAUCGGCGGCGGCGCCCGUGUUUGUGUUAUGGUCCGCUUACGGUGUGUGUGUGCGCGCGCGCUUGYUCGUGUGUGAUAAUAUCGUAACUAAACGCGAAUAACGUAAAAGAUAAAAACGGAACGAUGACCGGUGACAAAUUCGCGGACACGGUACGGGCCGAACGUACGACUGUGCCCGACACUCGGUCGGCGAUCGUCGCAAACGCGUGAACGGUGGAACGAACGACACGRCGGAGGAUACAUCUUAGGGCAGGGACUUAAGGAGGCGAGCAUGGGCAAGGAUCACGAUCUGGUGAUUGCAGCCAAGACUGGCAAUCUCAACGCUGUGGAGAAGAUACUGGUGCAGAAGGCCAAGAGAACGGGACCGCUGGCUAGUUUGAGAAGAGGUGCUGGAGUAAAUACUCAAGACCAAACUGGCUUUACUGCAUUACAUCAUGCUUCAUUAAAUGCGUACAAGGAAAUUGUUCAACUUCUAUUAUGUAACGAAGCGUCAACAAAUGUAGUUGAUCAUAAAGGUGCUGCUCCACUACACUACGCUGCGUGGAGGGGCAAUGUUGACAUAGUCCGCUUGUUGCUCUGCCACGGACCGUCAAUACCGAAUGUCAAUCAUAUGACAAAAAAUCGAGAAACUCCAUUACAUUGUGCUGCCGAACACGGUCAUUCGGGUGUGGUUGUACUACUCCUAGAACAUGGUGCUGAUCCUACUAUAAGAAACCACAAACAUGAAACUCCUUUAGACUUAUGCGCACAGUAUGGAAGACUAGAAACAGUGGAACUUAUUAUUACAAAACGACCAGAACUGAUAAGAUCGUACAAUUCUCGUGCGGCAGGUAUAAUGUUUGCUCACACUCCUUUACAUUUAGCAAGCCGAAAUGGCCACAAGACUGUAGUAGAGCUUCUAUUAUCGGCUGGAAUGGACGUCAAUGUUCGUACCGGUAGCGGCACUGCACUUCACGAAGCCGCUCAAUGUGGCAAAACCGAAGUAGCUAGAACACUACUAGAUCACGGUAUUAAUACACAUAUACGGGAUAUCCAUAGACGUACAGUAGAAGAUCUUUUAAAACAAUUUCCGCCCAAAGCUGGUCCCGCUGUAGAAAUAGCAGCUAUGCUACAAAACCACCAAUUUAAUAAUAACAAUGAAAGUGAUAUGGAAACCGAAAGGAGGAGUGAAAAUGGUGAUAUGGUUCCCGUACCUCUAUUAAGUAGUCCAUAUGAAAAUAUGUUAUCACCUAGUCCUUCUCCCACUCGCUGGGAAAAACAUAAAAGUCGCCGUGUAUCGGAAUCUUCGGCGAUUUCUGAUGGAAAUUACCAUUCUGGCCGUUGGUACAAAAAUGAGCCUACUCCACUUUCUAGGUCCUUAAUAGAAUCUAGUUUUCUCUCAGGCCCUGAAUUGGACGCUGUUAGUAUAAGUUCUUCAACAACUUCUAGCGGCCAUAGACCCGUAUCUUCUUCAAUCUAUUUACCAAUGGCUCCAUUGAAUCCAAGUGCACCCAAUAUUUCUCCUGUCGCAYCUAAAAGACUUACACCCGCAGCUGAUUCUCCUUCUCGAGUAUCCGCAAAUAGCAGUAGCGGACCUUAUGAAUAUUUAUACCAUGCAACUUCUGGCUCACCUUCGUCUGGUCAAAGUCACCGAGGAGAAGUAUUACGUCGAGAGAAAUCAGCUGAUCAAUAUGUUGAAAUGAAACUAAGGCCAACUUCAGGUGAAGAGCCUGUUGCGUUAACUUCAAUUUACCAAAAUGUCCCGAUUCGCACAACUAAUCCCCGACGAAAGCUCAAACGUCACGAUAAAGAUCCCGGUGCAAUAUUGUCACGGGGUGGCUUGCAAUUCAAACGUGUCGAAUUAGAACCUGCUACGACUAAUCAGGUCAUUGUCUCCGACCAUAAUGGUUUUAUUACUACUACCAUUUCAUCAUCCAGAGAAAGUUUACUUGACGGCAAUGACACGCCUUCAGCUGAUUGGCCUCUAAGUCCUACACAUUAUCGCCAACCUCCUACACCUGAUCAUCCACCGCCAUCGCCAUUGCAAGCUGAACGUAGCAUACACGCUAGAAUAAGACCUCUAAGUCAGAUUUAUAGUAAUCUAAAAAGAAAAUCAAAAGAUAUGGAAACGGAAAUCGAAGAAGAUUUAUUAGUGAUUACUUGGGUACCUGAGUCGCAUGCAUUAUUAACUGAUAAAAGUGUGUCUACCUCUGAAGAAACUGGCGUAGAAGAAUUCGUAGGGGAUGCAACMUUUGCAGGAUUACUGAGAGGAUCGAUUAAUGGUAAUAGAGCUGAAAGACCGAAAACUUUACGUAAAUUACGUACAGUAUAUGAUCCUUCAGUCAUAGCUCAAUCACCUGGUUCCGCAGAAGAUCAGUCAAAAAGUUCUAACACCAUGUUGAGUCCGUUCGACGAACAAGAAGAAUGGGCUAAAAUAUCUGAUUUAAUAACAAAUCUAGGAGGCGGAAACGCCAAAGAAUCUAUGUGCAAUGAGCUUGAAAAAGAGUUCCAAGCCAGACUAGGAUUAAAUAGAUCUGAUAGUAAAGAUAAAUCUCGAAUAAAUGGCAAUGAUAAUCCAUUAACGGUUGAAUCCUGGCUAUUCGGAUUAGGUUUCCAAGACUUUGUUAAUGCGUUCAUUGAAUUUGGAUACGAUAAUUUGGACUUUAUUUGUGGCGUAUUGGUAGAAUCGGAUUUAAAAGACAUGGGCAUAGAAAAUGAAACCGAUCGAAAUAAGAUUUUAGAAUCUGUUAACGAUUUACCGUGCUUAGUAAAAGAAUUCUGGUCAAAGCGGUAUACAAAAGAUACUCCUAAAGCAAAAAGCAAAUCUAUUGCUGAUCUAGAUCAAGUUGAUGACGAAGAAGAUGCCAAACAGAUGGAAGAAUGGUUGACUAGUAUUGGGCUAGCUUGCUACAUAGAUACAUUCCGCAAACAUUUGUAUACGGAUCUUGAGCGAAUAGCGAGAAUUUGGGAAGUGGAACUCACUGCAGUGCUAGAAAUCAAUAAGCCAGGUCAUAGAAGGAGAAUACUGUCAUCUGUCGAUAACAGUAAGUCCCAAUUACUCCAAGCUGUUUCUGUCGGUGAUGGUUUAAAUGAUAUUGGCAACGAUCUCAAGCAAUUGAAAAACAACAUUAAGUCACUUAAAGAAAAAGUUGRUUCAAAACAUUCGGUUCACGUGGCAUCUGGCACUGCUACGCUUCGACAUAACCCUAAAAAGUCCAGGCAUGCUCCUCUACCGCCGCCAUUACAAAACUUUUCCAAUCGCAAUAAUAGCGACCUCAUAAUCAGAGGACCUUCAGAACUGCUUUUUGGCGUUCCUUCUACGUUAAUCACACAGUGGAGACACCAGCCAGCAGCGCUAGUCAGUGGAAACGUCAAAUACAUAGCAUCGUAUUUGGGUUCCACUGAGGUAAAAGAACCCAGAGGCACGGAAUCGACUAAACAGUCCAUUCAAAAACUUAAAUAUGCUGUGGCCAGUGGCGCUCAACGGACGUUGCCAGAAGUGGCACUUGUAAUAUCAUACAGAGGCGUUCGGUUUAUGGACCCCAUGUCGGGAAGUUUAGUGUGUGAGCACGAGAUUCGUAACAUAGAUUGCGCAUGUCAAGAUGCGGAUGAUUUGAACCAUUUUGCGUAUAUUACAAAAGACCAUCACACCAGUUCACAUUACAGCCACGUGUUCAGCGUGUCAUCCAUGGACCAAGCAACCGAAAUCAUUUUGACGCUGGGUCAAGCGUUUGAAGUUGCCUAUCAAAUAGCACUCAAAGGUCAAACCAGCGCGGGCAAUCGGAACGGCAAUAAUGGUCACACGAGAUCGCACUCAGCCAACCACAUGUUGCCGAACAUGAUCACCGGUACUCGGGACGGCCGGAGCAGUUCCCAUCAGCACGCUAGAUCACAUUCCGUGAACGAGAUCAAAGUGAAUGGUAUUCAAAAAGGCGAGUCGAACGAAAAGUCUUAAUAUUACUUAUAAACAUAUAUAUUUAGAAAUUUCAGCAAAACAUUAUUGAGUUCAAACAGUUACCAAAUAUUUUCAUAUUUUCAAAUGUGUUUGUAUGUAUAUUGUAUAUAUAUAUAUACUCGCGUAACAAAAAUAACGCAAUUUUUUCUUUCAAAACGCUCAAUAUUAAAAACAACAUAACAUGCUUGAUAUAUUAUUGCUCUUUUUUUAAGAAAAUUCAAUCUAGCGAACAACUUUUUUUAAAAUAUUUAUUAUUUUUUUUUAAACAUAAACAUAUUUUGAAGUAUAAGUUUUGUUGUUUAUGAUAUCAGAUUUUAUGAUAUUUAUUCGUAUCGUAUUCUCUCGUAGAUCGUUAGAAAAUAUUAGCCUAAUACGUUUUAUUUAUAAUUAAUUCAUAUUUUAUUAAUAAUCUUAACUUCAAGGUUCACUAACUUAAUAUUAUUAGAUAGGUGCUAAGAUCAUACUGUUUAAGGCAGGCGUUCCUAUUUGACUUAAUGAUACAAUGCAUCAGCCAUUUAAAUAAAAUCGAGGCCAAAUUUGAUUUUACACCCAAUUUUUUGUGAUAUUUAUAAARCGUUUUUAUAUUAUU